Theobroma cacao (cacao) is the source of this 1839-nucleotide messenger RNA. Lineage: Eukaryota; Viridiplantae; Streptophyta; Magnoliopsida; Malvales; Malvaceae. The record is from RefSeq and is a predicted model, not a curated record.
CUUAAGGAAUUACCUCUGGCUUAAACUUAAUUAAUUAGAGAAUAAACUGAAACAGAAAGUUAUCAGAAAGGGCGAUGGAAUUAGCUAAAACAAUUCCCUAUAUAAUUUCAUCACCAUAUGGAAUUAAUUAGAAACCAAACCUUCAUUUCUACGGUUCCUGACAUUGAAAUUCUAACAAGAAAAUAUGGGCGGUUCUACUGAGCAUAUUGUUAUGCUUCCUUUAAUGGCUCAUGGCCAUCUUAUUCCUCUUCUAGCGUUAGCAAGAGAAAUUCACCAGCGAAAAGGCUUCACCAUCACCAUCGCCAGCACUCCUCUCAAUAUCAAAUAUCUUCGCUCAACUAUUUGCAAAGACUCUAGCUCAACAACUGAUCGUCAAUCGGCCAUCCAUCUAGCUGAGCUACCUUUCUGCUGCUCUGGCUUACCCCCCAACUCUGAUAACACCGAGAACUUGCAUGUGGAUCAAAUCGGUACACUCCUCCGCUCGACGAUUAGCCUUGAAACCCCAUUCCAUCGCUUAUUAUUGGAUAUCAUUGAAAGAGAUGGGAAGCCUCCUAUGUGUGUAAUAUCAGACUUUUUCAUGGGGUGGGCGGUGGAUGUUGCAAAGGCUGUGGGCACUUCUAGUGUUACAUUUACCCCGCUUGGUGCUUAUGGCACCCUGGCUUAUUGGUCUUCAUGGUUAAAUGUCCCACACGGCAUCAUAGAUUCUGAAGAAUUCCAUUUGCCUGGCUUUCCUGAUACAUGUCGUUUUCCUGUAUCAACCCUGACUCCAAAUCUACGGAUGGCUGAUGGUAAUGAUUCAUGGUCAAGGAUUAUUCAACCGCAGAUUUUGAGUGCUUUCCAGUCUUCGGGGUACUUGUGUCACACAGUUGAAGAACUUGAGCAUCUUGCGUUAGAAUGGCUGAGAAAAUACACAAAUCUUCCUGUUUGGCCAGUUGGUCCUCUUCUGCCCCAAACCGUGCUGAAUAAUUCAUCUUCUUCAGGUUCUUUCAUUUCCAAACAACGCACGGGAAAAGAGUCUGGAAUAUCUCUAGAGCGAUGUCUCGAGUGGCUUGAUUCGCACCGUCCUGCUUCAGUUCUUUACAUAUCAUUUGGCUCACAAAACGCUAUCAGUCAGUCUCAAAUGAUGAACUUAGCCACCGGUUUGGAGAGCAGCAAAACCCCUUUCAUUUGGGUAAUAAGGCCUCCACGAGGUUUUGACUUGAUAGGUGAAUUUAAAGCAGAGUGGUUACCGGAAAAAUUUGAAGACCGGAUGAGAGAGAGUAAGCAAGGGUUGCUGGUGAAGAACUGGGCUCCCCAAUUAGAGAUCUUGAUGCAUAAGUCUACUGGAGCAUUCCUGAGCCACUGUGGAUGGAACUCGGUGCUGGAGAGCCUGAGUCAAGGUGUUCCAAUCAUAGGAUGGCCAUUGGAAGCAGAGCAAAUAUUCAAUUGCAAGAUGCUGAUGGAGGAAAUGGGUGUUUGUGUAGAGUUGACAAGAGGAGCUCAAAGUACUAUUGAAGGGGGAAAGGUGGAAAAAGUUAUACAAAUGGUAAUGGACAAGGAAGGAAAAGGAGGGGAGAUGAAAAGGAAGGCUGUGGAGACAGGGAAGAAAAUAAGGGCAGCAAAGAGACAGGAAGGGGAGGAGAAGGGAUCUUCCAUUAAAGCUUUGGAUGAUUUUGUUGCUGCUAUUAUUGCAAUGAGAAAGGAGCAAUGUGUUGGUUCCAUGAGAAAUGAAUAAAGUUAUUGUAUUUGUAGUCGAGAUAAUCAAAAGAAUUCAACUAUUGCUUCUCGAUCAAAUGUCCAAUAAUAGUGAUCAUAAGUAUUAUAAAUCUAUAAUUUUAGAGAACCAACACUUUUCUGGUA